This is a messenger RNA of Austrofundulus limnaeus, 1463 nucleotides long. RefSeq names its product sodium/potassium transporting ATPase interacting 1 (gene nkain1). Gene Ontology annotation, biological process: regulation of sodium ion transport. The record is from RefSeq and is a predicted model, not a curated record. NCBI's taxonomy places the organism in Eukaryota, Metazoa, Chordata, Actinopteri, Cyprinodontiformes, Rivulidae.
AUUUGGAGUAAUUUUGUGUGUAUCCUUCCGGACGCAACCUGGGAUUGAACUCGCAACCUCAGGAACACUAAUGUGCACCGAUCAUAUUUCUCGUUCUAAGGCAGUUAUUAGCUUAUAUUGGAGCAUGCUAUUGGGCUCGAGUUCUCCAACAGAAACGAAUCAUGGUUUUUAUUUGUAUUUCUCCGUGAAAAUAACCAGACUAGGCUGUAUUCUUAGUAAAACUACGCUUUACUCGCUAGCUCCAUGUUUCUUUUCUUGUGGUCGCGUGGAGCGCCUUUCGGGGAUGCUAGCUGUUCGGUCGCGCGCCGAGCAGAAUCCACGCAGCUCCUCCUCCAGGGGGGUCGCGGUGUCUGUGAGCCCCCACCCCCCUCUCGGAGUCGGCACCGACUGUUGACAAAAGGCUCCGCUAGAGACGGAGCGGAGGAGGCCAGAGAAGGAGAGAGGGAGACACCGCUACUGGUUCUGUCCACGAGCUUUUAGUUUUCGCCUUCGCGGAGCAGCGCGAGGAGACCAGGACCCGGACGGUAGAGGAGGACCGCGCGGAUCCGUGGGAAGGUGUGGCCGGAGUUCGCAGCAGGCCRGUGUGAAGCGGACCCGCUCCUCCUCCUCCUCUUCCUCCUCUUCUUCCUCACCGCCGCUGGAAUUUAGCAACUAAAAAAAAAAGAAGAAAAAAGCAGGAGGCCAACAUGGGUCAGCCUCUGUGAGUGAGGGAGGGAGCGGCGGCCCCGUGCAGGUCUGUUCACCCGGGCAUGGUGUGAGCUGAGACGGGCAGGCAGUCUGGAUCUAACCGGGGACUCAUCGUUUCCCCGGAGCCUCCGCGGCUCCAAGCCGCGACCUGAGCCCUCCAAAAUGGGGAAGUGCGACGGGAGGUGCACGCUGUUAGUGAUAUGUUCACUGCAGUUGGUGGCAGCCCUCCAGAGGCAGGUGUUUGAUUUCCUGGGCUACCAGUGGGCCCCCAUCCUCGCCAACUUCCUGCACAUCAUGGCCGUCAUCCUGGGCAUGUUUGGCACUGUGCAGUUUCGAUUCAGAUACCUCAUUUUUUAUGCAGUAUGGCUGGUCCUUUGGGUGGGAUGGAACUCCUUYGUCAUUUGUUUCUACCUGGAAGUGGGAAACUUGUCUCAGAACAGAGACUUCCUCAUGACGUUCAACACGUCCCUCCAUCGCUCGUGGUGGAUGGAGCACGGUCCCGGUUGUCUGGUGACGCCGGUGCUAGAGUCCCGGCUGGCUCCCGAUGACCACCACGUCAUCAACGUGUCYGGGUGCCUCCUGGACUACCCGUACAUCGAGGUUCUGAGUUCAGCCGUUCAGAUCCUCCUGGCCCUCUUCGGCUUCGUGUAYGCCUGCUACGUAAGCAAAGUCUUCCAGGACGACGAGGACAGCUUUGAUUUCAUCGGUGGGUUCGACUCRUACGGCUACCAGCCGCCUCAGAAGUCCUCUCAUCUGCAGCUACAGCCUCUUUACAC